AUGAUGACGACAACCAUUCAGCCCUAUACACCACUAGAGUGGAGGAUUUGUACUAAGGCUUUCCAAGAUUUUGUUCGCCAAUAUGGCCCAACAGCAUUUUCCUUUGAUUUAAGACCAGCGGAUAUGCCGCAACACACUUUUCAUCUUGACAGUAUUCUAACGAUAGAAGGGGAUACUCUCAAAUUAAGAAUACGACCACACGACUAUAUGGACUGGGAGACCGUAUGCCCGUCCAUUACUGGUUUUACUAUGCCUCGGAAUCAAAAUUUUCUCCAAAUUUUCGAGACGACAUAUAACUUAUUCAGAUCAGAAUGGUCCGCACUGGGAGAGGAAGCUCUAAGGCUUCAUCAAGAGUAUAACAGUGCACGAGCACAGUUAGAACACGAAGCUUUUCGGGUACAACAAACCGCUAAUAUACAACUCCAGGAAUUACAGAACCAAUUGGCACAGAUGCAUCAAGAGGCUACCCUCACUUCAACGCAGCAGGCGCAACUGCAGCAGCAAGUACAAGACACGCAAGCGCAACUGGCUAACACGCAAACCCUAUUGGCUGCAUCUCAUGCACAACUAAACCAAACGCUGGAUGAAUUACGACAGUUGCAGAAUCAGCACGCGGCAACACAAGCGCAAUUAAAAUCGGCGCUGGAAAACUUAAAUGAAACGGAACAACCCACUUUUCCGGGUGAAACGAAGGAACCAAAGGUAUCACCACAGAAAGGGAGAAAUUUAUCAAGCUGGGCAUGGAAGCCUAAACCCGCGUUGUCGGAAAAUGAGGAACGCCCGAAGUUGGGUCUUCGGGGAAUGCAGGAAUGCCGCCAACCAACGUGGCUAGAGAGCAGCCGGCCUAUAGAGAAAAUCCGUACGUUUGACGGCUUAAUGGAAUUUUUGCUGGAUACAUCACCAGCUGAUGUUGUGACGGCUUAUCAGCAAAUUUUUCCCCGACCAGUUAAUCCUGGUCUAUUCUAUCAAGAUGCAUGGGAUAUGUUCGUACAAUGGUUGGACUCCCUUCGAAACGAGGGAAUUUCAGAACAGUUCGUCCAAGUGGGACGACAAAUAUAUACGCACCUCAGAAUAAUUCAGGCAGCAAGAGAUAACCCAGGCGUUAAGAUAACCGCACUACGAGAAGCUUACGAAGAGCCUUGGAAAAAAGACGAUCCAAUCGCGCAAGCCGUAAAUAAGGUAAAACGGAAACAGUCAGUACCACCGCCAAGUAAGGCACGGUGUUACAGAUGCGGUCGCAUGGACAUUACAGCACGUCGUGCCGUGUGA
Molecule: messenger RNA, 1269 nt
Organism: Trypanosoma theileri
Lineage: Eukaryota; Euglenozoa; Kinetoplastea; Trypanosomatida; Trypanosomatidae
Exons: 1
Coding region: 1-1269 (422 amino acids)
Source: RefSeq, a predicted model, not a curated record